This is a messenger RNA of Penicillium antarcticum, 366 nucleotides long. RefSeq lists its product as uncharacterized. The transcript is spliced from 2 exons. The coding region runs from base 1 to 366 and encodes 121 amino acids. NCBI's taxonomy places the organism in Eukaryota, Fungi, Ascomycota, Eurotiomycetes, Eurotiales, Aspergillaceae. The record is from RefSeq and is a predicted model, not a curated record.
AUGGGUCAAAUGGUUUCAUCAGUCAUUGACAGCAUUCAAAAUGACGCAGAGAAACAGAAGUUGGCAAAUGAUGCCUUGAAUCAGAUGGAGGAGUUGGGUAACCAACAGGUUGAAUCUUUUCUGCUGGCAGUCACUAACCGUGCCGUGGAUGCAAAUCUGAUCCCCGUCGGUCAGAUCAUGCAUCAAGAGUCAAUCGUGCGAUGCGGCAUCUCCACCAAACCCGACGAUAUUGGGAAAGAGAUCACCGAUACCUUUGGCUCGUUUGUCAAAGGGGAUUUGGCAAAAGGAAUAAGCUCUGUAGUCCAAGACGGCCUCAAGGCUCUUGUGGGCUCAUACGAGGGAAACAAAUCCACAAAGACUAGCUAG